Messenger RNA from Anolis sagrei ordinatus, 3478 nucleotides. RefSeq names its product DENN domain containing 6A (gene DENND6A). Gene Ontology annotation, cellular component: recycling endosome. The record is from RefSeq and is a predicted model, not a curated record. Gene Ontology annotation, molecular function: guanyl-nucleotide exchange factor activity. NCBI's taxonomy places the organism in Eukaryota, Metazoa, Chordata, Lepidosauria, Squamata, Anolidae.
CCCUCCUCUCGAGUUGGAGCCAGAGCCGGUGCCUUCAGCCGGAGGUGCCGGUGCGGAAAGCGGGAGCUCCGCUACCACGGCCGCCGCAGCCGCUCCAGGCCAUGUCUCUUCGGACGCUGCGCCUCGAGGACGGAGACCGGCGGCUGGCGGAGACGGAGGAGGCCGAAGAAGGCGCCCCCGGGGCCCGUGUUUUGCCUCCUCCUCCUCCGCCGCUGCUUCCCUGGGACCGCUUCUCGGCCUGGCUGCAUUGCGCAUGCGUGGUGGGCUUCGACCUGGAGCUGGGCCAAGCAGUGGAGGUAAUAUAUCCUCAACAUGCAAAACUUACAGAUAAAGAGAAAACCAAUAUUUGCUAUUUGUCUUUCCCAGAUUCCAAUUCAGGUUGCCUUGGAGACACACAGUUUUGUUUUAGAUUCCGACAGUCGUCUAACAGAAAGCUUUCGUGGCAUUGUCUGCUGGACCAGUUUGACAGAGAACUACCCAUUUACCUGAAGAGGGAUCCAGCAUAUUUUUAUGGCUAUGUGUAUUUCAGACAAGUUCAAGACAAGACAUUGAAGAGAGGCUACUUCCAGAAGUCCUUGGUCCUGAUCAGCAAGCUGCCUUAUAUCCACUUUUUUCACACUGUGCUUGGACAAAUUGCACCUGAAUACUUUGACAAGAAUGAUCCUUACUUGGAAGCAGCUUGCAAUGAUAUUGAUCGAUGGCCACCACCAGUCCCAGGGAAAACCCUACAUUUGCCUAUUAUGGGAAUUGUAAUGAAGAUGCGGAUUCCUACUUGUCAUGACAAGCCUGGAACAACUGAAGUGCUACAAUCCACAUACCAGGAAGACACGCAAAUCUCCAUUUCUUUGCCUACUGUCCAUGAAGUGGAUCUCUUCAGAUGUUUCCUGCCCGUGUUCUUCCACAUCCAGAUGCUGUGGGAACUCGUGUUGUUAGGGGAACCACUCGUUGUCAUGGCACCCUCUCCAUCAGAGUCCUCCGAAACUGUGUUGGCACUUGUCAGUUGUAUCUCACCAUUGAAGUACUACAGUGAUUUUAGACCUUAUUUUACAAUACAUGACAGUGAAUUCAAAGAAUACACAACUCGUACACAGACUCCGCCUUCUGUCAUAUUAGGAGUGACAAAUCCAUUUUUCGCUAAAACACUGCAGCACUGGCCACACAUCAUCCGAAUAGGAGACAUUAAACUAUCAGGUGAAGUCCCAAAACAGGUGAAAGUGAAAAAACUGAAGAAUCUAAAGACGCUGGAUUCUAAACCUGGUGUCUAUACAUCUUAUAAGCCAUACUUGAACAGAGAUGAAGACAUAAUAAAACAGUUACAAAAGGGAGUACACCAAAAGCGUCCUGCAGAAGCCCAAAGCAUAAUCCUUCGACGUCAUUUCUUGGAACUGACUCAGAGCUUCAUUAUUCCAUUAGAACGAUAUGUAGCAAGUUUGAUGCCUUUACAAAAAAGCAUAUCACCUUGGAAGAGUCCACCACAGUUGAAACCAUUCAACCAAGAGGAAUUUAUGAAAACACUUGAGAAAACAGGGCCUCAACUUACCUCUAAAUUAAAAGGAGAUUGGAUAGGACUGUACCGGCAUUUUUUGAAAUCUUCCAACUUUGAUGGAUGGUUCAGAACACGGCGGAAAGAAAUGACGCAGAAACUGGAGGCGCUGCAUUUAGAAGCAUUGUGCAACGAGGACCUGCUUUUCUGGAGUCAGAAGCACACUGAGGUGGAAACAGUGGACCUAGUCUUAAAAUUAAAGGAUAAAUUGGCUGAUGGAAAGAACUUGCCGGUGAAUCCUGGCACUAUGGAGAAGUUACAUAAGCACAUUGAUUCGAUUAUACUUGCUCAGCCAGAAGAUUUGCAGGGCAUCUUGACCAAAACGGGCUCAACGUGACUCGGUGGAUUUUUGUGCAGCAGGAUGCAUUGCAUCAAACCUCUCAAAAGCAUAAAGGGGAGAAUCAGUGGAUGUAAAAAGUAUCCUGUGAUGGAAAAAGAUCAUGUUAGUGAUUAUUUUAAAGCAGCCUUUAAACUCAUCUUAAUAUUUUGUUUAUAUGUUUGUAUUUAAAACUUAAGUGCUCUUAUUGUAAAAUCUGCAUUUAUCUUGAACUUUUACAUGCAGGUCUGUAACACAGUGCAAAUAUUGCAGAGUAGUGCUCUGCCCAAUUCUGUUAAACUCAGGGGAAGCAAAACUCCUAUUAAUUUUAAAGUCUAUCCCACUGAAGACAUUUGCUAAUAGCUUCCCAGUGAGACCUUUUAUUUUAUAUUAUCUCCUGUGAAGAUCUCAAAAGCCAGUCUACUAAUGUAGUAGCUUCGUUUUGAUAUUAUAGAACUCAUUGCCAAACCACUUUAGCUGUUGGAGGCACAGCUUAUGGGGCCUUCCGUAUUCCUCCUCCUCUUUCUCAUGCUUUCUUAGAUCGGAGUACUAGCCAUAGCCAGGUAUGAUAUGCCAAUUGGAAAAAUAAUUGCUGCUAACCAUUGACUGAAACCAGAACUUGGAAGCUAGUCUGAUGUCUUAUCUUAGUCGAGAGCGGUUGGGACUUGGGUUCAUGGACACAAAAAGAGAGGGUGGAGGUAUGCAGUGUGUUAAGAUGCCCUUGAACACAUCUGCUUGACGAUGCCUGAGUGAAGUGGGGGCUUUAAAUGUCCAGUGAACAAUAGCACCAAUCCCUAUUUGGCUACAUUUUUUUCUAGAACAGAAAUAGUUUAGCUAAAUUACCAAGUAAUUAAUAUACUUGUUACUGUCUUUUUUUCAAAGCACCUGUGUUUCCCCCUAGUUGUGGGGAGAGAAAUUUCUUUGGAAUGAGGUGAGGGAAGAGAUGUUAUUUCUUCUCCCGCUCCAAUAUUUCGGCAGUUUUUAAAAGUUUAAAAUCAAAUCAAAUUAAUAUUUCUCAUUUAAAAAAAUACACUCAUCUUAUCAUGGUAAUCUAAAUUUUAAAAUGCAGUACUGAAAUUCAAAUGUUAGACAUUGAUUGACUCAAAUUUUCUGUAUAAUUAGCCAACUUCCUUGUAGAAUUCCUACAUACAGCUGUCUCUUACUCUCCUCUCAUGCUUCCUCAUGCUUCUCUGAGAAGUCUUAGGUUCCUUAUACUUGUGUAAUUGAAGUAGCAGGAUAUUCUUUCCCUGUUUACUAUGCCCCCAUCCCCCCUCUUGCUUUAUUUUCCUGUGUCUGUUAUAGAUUACAAGCCCUUUAGAACAACAUUACUCAAAGUGCUAGACACUGAACCCCAGGCUGCUGGUCCCUAGCAAGUUGCCAAAAACAAAAACAAAAAAAAAACCCUCUUGUAGACAUUUGGUAUGGUGCCAGGGCCUGUCAUGGUGGGGAGAAAAAUCUGCCCCCUGUGUUAAAAUAAGGGUCUGUCAUAUUAUUUUAUGUAGCUAUCCAUGUGCACUGAUGACGCUGUGUGCACCUGCUAAUCGUAAUUGCAAAAAAGAAGAUAACAUGAUUGCAGUGGCAGAAUAGACUACUGCACUGAAACAUGUGUCUGGCAUAAG